AUAUAUAAAAAAAAAACACAUCAAAGAGUUGAAUUUGAUCUAGCUAGUGUAUUCUGGAGUUUUAUACAAAAACUAAUAAACAAAUUUUUUUAAUCUUAAUAAAUAUUAAUUAAUUAAUAGUAAUUGAUAGUGUAAAUAGAGAGAGGAGAGAGAGAGUGGUACUGUAGUGUUGAUGGAUAACCAAUAGCCCAAAUGGUCUAGAUACUCUGUGUCGUCUGUGUUGAGUUUGUGCGUUGCUUGCUUCAAGAUUCUUUUGAUUUGGUCUUUUGAAGAUCUUUCGUUGAUUCUCAUGGCGGCAAUAACACCCCCAGUCCAACCACAGGGACCAGAUCGUACCUCAGCUCCAGGUGUGCACGUCUGGAUUUGUGCGCACAUAUUCAUAACUUCAAGUUUUCCUAUCCUCGAAUUUUGCUUUGGUUGGUCAAUUAUUUGUACUGCCUGUGUUUCUAAGACUGUAAGUCACUAAGCCUACUCAUGGAUGCAGAAGAGAAACCUGCGGAACUAGAUAAUGUGACGGAGCAGCAGCUCUCAGCAAAAAAAGAAGGGUCAGAUUCUCCAAAUCCUUCACAGGAUGCUGCCACUGUUGCUCAUCUGAGGGAUCCAGUGGUUCAAUCGGGAUCUUUGGCUUCUGGCGGAGAUCGAACAGUCUAUCCACCUAACAUUUAUGCUCCACAGGCCCAGACAUUCUACUAUAGAGGUUAUGACAAUGGUGAAUGGGAUGAAUAUCCUCAGUACCUCAAUGCUGAAGGAUUGGAAAUUGGAUCUCCUGGCGUGUACAAUGAAAAUCCUUCUCUUGUGUUCCAUUCUGGAUAUGGUUACAAUCCACAAAUGCCAUAUGGACCUUAUUCCCCAGUUACAACGCCUUUGCCGUCUGUAGGUGGAGAUGCACAGAUGUACUCCCCACAGCAAUUUCAAUAUUCAGGGCCACCUUAUUAUCAGCAGUUAGGUCCGCCUAGCAUGCCAUAUAUGAAUUCACGAACUCCAGGUUCACAGCCAGAGCUCACUACAUUACUAGGUGUUGACCAACAAGGUGAUAGCAUGCAUUUUGGACCAAGGCCUGGUUAUUCUGCUGUAGGAUCUUUUGGUAGAGGCAGCUUUCCUGGAAAUCCUGGGAGUCCUGGCUUUCAUGAUUUGCAUCAAGGUUUUGACGGAUUGAGAUCUGGAGGAAUUUGGUCAGAUUGGUCCAAAUCCUCAGACAGGCAGAGGUCUCUGACUCCCUUGUCACCAGCAGCAUCUCCACAGCCCAUUGGCCCAGUUGGGUCAUUUGGGCAGAAUGUUGGAAUGGCAUCCCAACACCAAAGAUCUCCAUAUGGAUUUGGAUCUGGUUCGAAUUCUUAUACUAGAGGCUACUUGCCCAGCGGCUUUAGUCAAGGCUCUAGUGCAUCCUUUGCCAGUUUGGGAACAAACAGUAGGGGAUGGCUCUCACUUGACAGUAGCAAACGACGUGUGAGGGGCAGUGUUUCACUGUGCAGCUGUAAUGGAACUCUUGAUAUCCUUAAUGAGCAGAACCGAGGACCAAGGGCCUCGAAGCCAAAGAGUCAAAUUAUUGCAGAUGGUACUUCUGCCGACAAUAACAAGCACAACACAACAACUGUUAAGAUCCAUGAUGAAUUAUACAAUCGUCUGGACUUUUUAGCAGAGUACAAGGAAGCUAAAUUUUAUAUCAUCAAAUCAUACAGUGAAGACAAUGUUCACAAGAGUAUCAAAUAUGGUGUGUGGGCUAGCACACCAAAUGGGAACAGAAAGUUAGAUGCUGCAUACCGUGAAGCUAAGGAGAAACAAGAUAACUGCCCAGUCUUUCUCUUCUUUUCGGUGAAUGCUAGUGCUCAGUUUUGUGGAGUAGCUGAAAUGAUUGGACCUGUUGAUUUUGACAAGAGUGUAGAUUACUGGCAGCAAGAUAAAUGGAGUGGGCAGUUUCCUGUGAAGUGGCAUCUCAUUAAAGAUGUACCCAAUAGCCAGUUUCGUCAUAUUGUGCUUGAGCAUAAUGACAACAAGCCUGUAACCAAUAGUAGAGACACUCAAGAGGUAAAGUUGGAGCAGGGUAUUGAGAUGUUGAAGAUCUUCAAAAAUUAUGAAACUGAUAUGUCCAUUCUAGACGAUUUUGACUUCUACGAAGACAGGCAGAAAGCAAUGCAAGAACGGAAGGCUCGUCAACAAGCCAGUGUAGUUGGUGUUGGUGUUGUAAACGAAAAUGAGCAUAGAAAUGCUGUUACAAUAUCUGGUGGUUUUAUAAAGCAAAUGUCUAAGAGUUUUGCCCAAGUUGUACGCCUAGACGAGGGUAGUAAAGAACCUUCCCUUGUAGAAAGAGCCACUCCUGCCAAUGAUGUCUCCAUAGGCACCAUGGUAAAACUCGAAGAUGCUAUUACAGCAGCCGUGCCUCCUACUCAGAGCAGUUAAUAUUGUGAUCAGGUUUGCUGUGCCAUAUGUGACACAAAACAUCAAAUUUUACUAUGGUUUUCAUUAUUUUGUGAUAAAAUGUAGGCUCUUAUGUCUACUUAUUUAUUGUAAGUGCAUCAAUAUCUGAAUGGAAAGGUAUUUUAUAAGUUCUACGAAGCUGACGAGCUUCUUGUAUAAUAAUAUGCUUCACAAGUGCUGCAUUUCAAUUGUAGCCGUUUAAUUCUC
Messenger RNA from Humulus lupulus (European hop), 2622 nucleotides. Its product is annotated as YTH domain-containing protein ECT4. Gene Ontology annotation, molecular function: mRNA binding. The coding region runs from base 475 to 2397 and encodes 640 amino acids. Gene Ontology annotation, cellular component: cytoplasm. NCBI's taxonomy places the organism in Eukaryota, Viridiplantae, Streptophyta, Magnoliopsida, Rosales, Cannabaceae. The transcript is spliced from 8 exons. Gene Ontology annotation, biological process: mRNA destabilization. The record is from RefSeq and is a predicted model, not a curated record.